Spodoptera frugiperda (fall armyworm) is the source of this 736-nucleotide messenger RNA. RefSeq lists its product as uncharacterized. The transcript is spliced from 3 exons. The record is from RefSeq and is a predicted model, not a curated record. Lineage: Eukaryota; Metazoa; Arthropoda; Insecta; Lepidoptera; Noctuidae. The coding region runs from base 1 to 690 and encodes 229 amino acids.
AUGUUGCCCUAUUCCCGUGGGUUGAUUCUGGAUAAUACCAGUAACUAUGGGAUUGUGAAGACGGAGACGGUGUUUGGAUUUGCUCCAAGUAGCCAUGAUGGUUAUGUGGAUGGAGGUUUUAAUGCAACUGAACCAGUGCAGUGGAUUAUUGCCAAUAGUAACUUCGCUCCCAGGUCUUUACCAGUUACAGAUUCCGAAUCAAGAGCCCUCAAAUCCCAACCAAAAGAAGAACCCAGACAUAAGAAGAAAAAAGGUAACAAAAGGCAUUCAAACAAGAAGCGUAAAGGUAAAGGAAAGCUCAAAGGCCAGAAGUGUAUCUUCAAGGUCUUUAAGAAGUCGUCCAAGAAGAGAAGAGGUAGCAACAAGUUCCCGAAGAUGCACAAGAAGUAUAUGAUGCCGUUGAUCCUUGGCCUUCUGGCUGCUAAAAGCCUGCUGAUUCCAAUAGCUCUAAAGGCCUUAGCGUUCUUGUCUGCUAAAGGUCUCAUGAUGGGCUUCUUCUCGACUGUAAUGGCUUCAGUUCUAAGCCUCAAGGGUAUGUUUGACCAUAACCACAGCUACCAGAAUAGGAAGGAUGACACCAAGACCCAGGUGGAAAUCAUCCAGGUACCUUCGAAGAGUGAGGAUCAUGUUUACUAUGAUGAGCAUUAUAAAAGAGGGGAUUACGUUCCUGUUCCUGUGAUGGUGCACUGAUGACCUUGAUGGUGAUGAUGAUGAAAUGGACAUCAGAAAUCACCUA